UUUUUGACGUUUAGUCAGUCAUUCAUAAAUUUUUUAGUGACGAUAACAAUUCCUUUUUUUUUAUUUGCGUUUUAUAAUCAAAAUUCAUCAAUUUUAAUUCGAAAACAUAAAAUUAUCUCAAGUACAAACUUAAAUCAUUUCAAAUACACAAUAAAAAAAAAAACACCACUGCAUUGAAGGCACAAUAUCAAAAUGGCUGGCUCUGCACUCAGAAGAUUGAUGGCUGAAUACAAACAGCUAACACAAGAUCCACCAGAAGGUAUUGUAGCUGGACCUAUAAGUGAAGAUAAUAUUUUUGAAUGGGAAGCUCUGAUAGCCGGACCAGAAGGCACCUGCUUUGAAGGCGGUGUAUUUCCAGCCAAAUUGGUAUUUCCCCCAGACUAUCCGCUAAGCCCUCCAAAAAUGAAAUUCACAUGCGAAAUGUUUCAUCCGAACAUCUUUCCAGAUGGACGAGUAUGUAUAUCUAUUCUUCAUGCACCCGGUGACGAUCCGAUGGGAUACGAACUCUCUGCAGAACGUUGGAGUCCUGUCCAGAGUGUUGAGAAAAUUUUACUUAGUGUUGUAUCCAUGUUAGCCGAACCAAAUGAUGAAUCAGGUGCAAAUGUUGAUGCAUCAAUUAUGUGGCGAGAGCAUAGAGAUAAAUUUACUGAGAUUGCAAGACGAUUAGUUCGAAAGUCUUUGGGACUUCCAACAUAAAUUAAUAAAUAAAAAAAACAAAAA
Molecule: messenger RNA, 720 nt
Organism: Episyrphus balteatus (marmalade hoverfly)
Lineage: Eukaryota; Metazoa; Arthropoda; Insecta; Diptera; Syrphidae
Gene: Ubc7
Product: ubiquitin-conjugating enzyme E2 G2
Exons: 5
Coding region: 193-696 (167 amino acids)
Cellular component (GO): endoplasmic reticulum; cytosol
Source: RefSeq, a predicted model, not a curated record